AUGGCUUCUGUUCAACCUCAAAACGAGAGAAAUCACGUAUACAGAUUUUCAACAUUGCCUCAAUCAGAAACCGAAGCUAAUCAUCACGAAGAACAAGUAUUAUCAAUCUCCACAAACACAACAAUUCCAACAAUCACCGACGAUAAUUAUUCAGAAGAAAUCUUCAGCAUUAGCCCUCGUAUAUGCGAAAAAAUCCAAGACCUUCUUGGUCUCACAAUGUUAAUGUUACUAAUAUUCUUACCUCUUUAUAGACAUUUAGGAUCACCAAAACAAGAUCCAAUCCCGCCCAUUUUCAACCUCGAUUCAAUGUACAUAUCAAAUUUCACCAUAGGAACAAAAGGACUCGCUGCAACAUGGGAUGCGAAAUUCACAAUCACAAACACAAAUGUCUCGUCUAUAUACUUUUGCAGCAUUGAUUUCACAAUAUUUUACAAACAAAAUCCAGAAGAUGCUCUUUCAGUUGUUUCUUCAUACCCUUUUUAUUUGGACCAAGGUGAGUUUAUAAAGCUGCAUUUAAAGUUCAUGACUAUGGAGACAGCUGAUUGGGUAACUGAUCAAGAUCAGCCGUUUGUGGAGAGUAAUUUGGUGGAAGAAAUAGAGAAAGAUAGGGCUAAAAAUAAUGGCACAUUGAGUUUUGGAAUUCAAAUGAAGAUUCAAGCUAUUUAUUAUGGUGCAACAUGGGUUUCUGAUGUUGUUAUGACUCCUUAUUGUGAAGAUUUGAUGGUUCAUUUUUUGCCUCAUAAGAAUUCGGGAAGGCUGGUUAACCCUAAUAGGAAUUUUUCUGUUCCUAUACAUUGGAAGCCAUUGCCUUUCUUUUGA
This is a messenger RNA of Vicia faba (fava bean), 819 nucleotides long. NCBI's taxonomy places the organism in Eukaryota, Viridiplantae, Streptophyta, Magnoliopsida, Fabales, Fabaceae. The record is from the annotation of a GenBank genome assembly.